UAUCAGAGAACAGAGAGAACUUGAUUUAGUGGUUUUUAGCAAAGACCAAUUAUUCUUAAGUCAAAAUGAAAUCCAAAAUGUGUUUACUCUUUAUGCUUUUGGGCAUCAAUUGUAUUGAUGCAACUUACAAAGUUUAUUAUUUUCCUCCAUCAAAAGUCUACAAGAAGAAAUGGAUGACAGGCAAUUCAUUGCCUCGCAUGCGUAUGGAUUCUGCAUUAUUCCCAUCAUCCGCCAUCACUGACGCUGGAACUGUUGCCAUGGCAACAGGAAUGCCCGUAGCUAGCGUCAUGUCAAUGGCAAACAGCCCAGUGCAGCGCAGCAUCCUUUUAACCAUGGCUAACUCGGUCCGAAACGCUAUGACGUCACCAUUACGGAACAACAUUGCCAAUCCUAGGCAAUCAACUGCAUCUAUGAUGCCUAAUAACCUAUCAGUGAAUCCGAUGAUGUCUUCAUCAACAGCCUCAACAGAUCCUUUCAUAUCUACAAUGAGCAGUAUAAUGUCUAUGUUGACAAAUUCAAUGAUGGCUCAGAGUAAUAAUCCAAUGAUUUCAUCCACGUCCAGAAGAUUGAUGACUUCUAUGACGCAACCAAUUGCAACAAAGAUGACGGGUAACAACAACGCCAUGAUGGGUAGUGCAAUGACGACAGCAGCUAAUUCUGAAACCACCGCCGCUUUACGAUUUCCCAGUGCGGAUGAAGUACUCAGUUCCGCGAUGACGGAAGCGGUUGGUCAAGCCAGACUCGCCUCGUACCCAAUGAGCAGAUUCUUCGGAUCAAGCUAUUUUUGAACAUUCUGGUGAUGUUUCUUUGCAAAAGACAAGAAUCAUUCUAUUUCGUUUUGAAUCAUAAUUUCAUUUAUCUAUUUUUGCAUUAUUUAUUUUGUGCAUUUAUAUGCUAAUAAAUGUGACAAAUUUAAAUAAAA
Messenger RNA from Magallana angulata, 922 nucleotides. RefSeq lists its product as uncharacterized. The record is from RefSeq and is a predicted model, not a curated record. The coding region runs from base 66 to 788 and encodes 240 amino acids. NCBI's taxonomy places the organism in Eukaryota, Metazoa, Mollusca, Bivalvia, Ostreida, Ostreidae. The transcript has 2 exons.